Messenger RNA from Nerophis lumbriciformis (worm pipefish), 1205 nucleotides. RefSeq lists its product as uncharacterized. The record is from RefSeq and is a predicted model, not a curated record. Lineage: Eukaryota; Metazoa; Chordata; Actinopteri; Syngnathiformes; Syngnathidae.
UAUAUAUAUGACCAACAUCCUAUUUAGGGCUUUUAACACAUGCUAACAUGGAAGCAAUCAGGAAUUAAUCCUAAUUGAUUGCUCCAUUCAUCAUCUUGAUGAGGACUUUUUUUUUUUUUUUUUUUGCAGUCUCAGAAUGAGCACUAGGAAAGACAUUCAUUGAGUUCACUCACAUAUUCUCCUCCUCCUCAUCAUCAUCUCUUUUGCCUGAGUGGCUGACUGAGCUGCCUGCAUGGCUGCCUCCCCUCCCUCCCUCGCUCGCUCGCUCGCUGGCUGGCUGGCAGUUGCUCCCAAAAGUGGCACCGAGAUCUCCGGCUCUGAAACUGUAGCAAAGGACCCGGUAAAUGAGAGCUUCUCACUACAUGCCCCGUGUUGCAUCCAUGACUUUACACACCUGGCUGCUGUACGGGCUUGGAUUUAUCUCAUCGCUCUGCUUGACACAAGUGGAGGGUCUGCAGUGCUAUGGCUGCAACAUCAUCCAGGGCCAGCGCUACGUGGACGUGGGCUGCUCCAACCCGGAGGUGCUCACCUGCACCCACUCACACAAGGGCUUCAAGCACCGCUUCUGCAUCAAGACAGAGAGCACUGCACUGGGCAUCGUCCUGACCAGCGGCUGCGCCACGUCCAGACACUGCCAGCAACAGGAGCUGCCGGGCGUCCGCAUCCACUGCUGUGACUCGGACCUGUGCAACAGCGCCCCCUCCAGGAGCCCGCACACACUACUCCAGUGCGCCUGCGCGCUGGGCAGCCUCCUGAUGCGGAGGUUGUGGCUGUGACGGGAAAGAAGGGGACACAAACUCACUGUGUAUUUAAAAAACAACAACAAAACUGUCACGUCCUCACUUACUUGACAUUUCAUGUCAAGGGUCGAACGGAUUGUAAUGAAAUCCGGUAACAACUUUGCGAAUGCUGGGAGAAAAGCGUUCACUAUUGUUUUUGUUCUUGUAUGAUUACACAAAAAUUAGUUUAAAAUGUCCACACGACGACAGGUAUGAGUGCAUAUUUGGAAAAAGGUGCAUAUUUAUUUUCACCUUUUUGUUUUGUCUUUUGAAGCGGUAGAACAUGGAUGAAAAAAAUAGCACAUAGGCAUUCAUGCUGCAUUCAACACAACUGGGAAAUCGGAACUUUAUAUGCCUCUGAUAGGAAAAAUGUGUCAAAGUCAAAAGGUAUUACUCAAACUUUUUUUUUUUUUAGAUUUUAUAAAU